GUGCAUUUCACACUUAACAACAAUAAUAAUGUAUGCUCUACAUCCAUACUAUGUAUAUAUGUAUGUGUACAUAAGCACAUAUGAGAUUCCAUUCUCAGUGUGAGCGGUCAAGUGAAAGUAUCUGACAAUCAGUCUGUGUAUGACUUUUGAGAAAUAAACAAGAGAAAAUAAAUAAAAUAAAAACUUUAUCAAAAUCCAAACAAAUUAAUUAAUUAAAAUUAAAGUAUUAUAAAACAGCAAAUCUACUUAGCACAAUGGAUUACACACCAACUCCUACUGUAUUUCCCGCUGCCCCCUUUGACGCCUCUGCUGAUGCGCAAGCUUUACGCACCGCCAUGAAAGGUUUUGGUACAGAUGAAGAGGAAAUUAUUAACAUACUUACUGCCCGCACGAAUGCCCAACGACAACAAAUCAAAGCGCGAUUCGAGGCCGAUUUCGGACGCGACUUAAUUAAGGAUUUAAAAAGUGAAUUGGGUGGAAAAUUUGAAGAUGUAAUCGUGGCCUUAAUGACACCACCUGUGGAGUAUUUAUGUAAGCAGUUGCACGAUGCCAUGGCUGGCAUGGGUACCGAUGAGGAGACACUUGUCGAAAUACUCUGUACAAAAACCAAUGAAGAAAUGAAGGAAAUCGUUGCGGCUUAUGAAGCCAAAUAUGAUCGACCGUUGGCGGAGCAAAUGUGCAGUGAAACUUCUGGUUUCUUUCGACGCCUGCUAACAUUGAUUGUUACAGGCGUACGAGAUCCCGUGGGCAGCGUUGAUGCAGCUAAGGCGCAUGAAGAGGCCGAAGCACUAUAUGCAGCUGGUGAGGGUAUGCUGGGCACCGAUGAAGCUGUCUUCAAUCGCAUUAUGUCGCACAGCAGCUUUGCUCAAUUACGACUUAUUUUUGAUGAGUAUAAACAACUUUCGGGCCAGACUAUUGAGCAAGCGAUAAAACAUGAGAUGAGUGGAGCCUUACACGAUGCUAUGAUUGCGAUUAUUGAAUGCGUUCAGUCACCUGCUGCCUUUUUCGCCAAUCGUUUAUAUCAUGCCAUGCAAGGUAUGGGCACAAAUGAUGACGCUGUAAUUCGCAUAAUUGUCAGUCGUUCUGAAAUCGAUUUGGGUAAUAUCAAAGAUGAAUUUGAGCGGAUUUACAAUCGUACUUUAUACAGUGCUGUUGUGUCCGAAACAUCUGGUGAUUACAAGAAAGCCUUGACUGCUCUUCUGGGUGGCGCUUAAGUAUUUUGCAGUAUUUGCUCUUGAAUUCUUGUAUCAAUAUAUAUUUUUAAUGGAUUUGUGUUGUUAUAAUAAUAAUAUAGCACAUGUGUAGUGAGUACUAUUGUACACAUGAUUUAUAUGUUUCAACAAAAUAAAUGUAUAAAUAAAAAAAAG
Molecule: messenger RNA, 1367 nt
Organism: Ceratitis capitata (Mediterranean fruit fly)
Lineage: Eukaryota; Metazoa; Arthropoda; Insecta; Diptera; Tephritidae
Product: annexin B10-like
Exons: 4
Coding region: 255-1214 (319 amino acids)
Cellular component (GO): cytoplasm
Molecular function (GO): calcium ion binding; calcium-dependent phospholipid binding
Source: RefSeq, a predicted model, not a curated record